This is a messenger RNA of Rhineura floridana, 4159 nucleotides long. RefSeq names its product tetratricopeptide repeat domain 27 (gene TTC27). NCBI's taxonomy places the organism in Eukaryota, Metazoa, Chordata, Lepidosauria, Squamata, Rhineuridae. The coding region runs from base 181 to 2724 and encodes 847 amino acids. The transcript is spliced from 20 exons. Gene Ontology annotation, molecular function: protein binding. The record is from RefSeq and is a predicted model, not a curated record.
UGGCGUUGCUGCGCAUGCGUUGCCUCCUCCUUCUCCCAGGUUGCUUAGCGCGACUAGUAUGGCGGCUUCCAGUAUGCACAUGGAUUAUUCUUGCCAGGGUUCUUGCCACAUGUAAAGGGAAGCGGCUUCUUUUUCUCUGCCGCCAUCGCUCGAAUUUGUUUGCUUGGGUGCUCCGAGAAGAUGCGAGCGCUGGAGCGAGUGUUGCUGAGGGGCUUCCCCAGCGCAGCGGAGUCCCCGCGGUGGAAACAGAACGAGGCGGCUUCGGCUGCGGAGAGUGGCUCCUUGUUGCAGUUGCUAUUGGAAGGGAGAUAUGAGGCCAUCUUACUAAGUAAAGCAAUCCAGAAUGUCUUCACAAUGCCUGAAUUAGCAGAAGAGGAAACCAUUGCCAGCUACUUAGAAAAGCAGAUUCAAGCUUAUCUGGACUGUUCUUCCUCAGAUAUUGAUCCUAUGGAAAGGCAAAGUGUGGUGUUUUUCCUUGGUGUGGGGAGCCUACAGUUGUUUGUUCAGAGCAACUGGACUGGGCCUCCUGUUGAAUUGCAACCUCAGAACUUUCUGCCGUCUGUGUUGCUACAACAAUACAAUGAGCCCAGUACAUUGUCUACAGCUGUGUUGAGCCUGCUGGUUCUAGAUGGUGAAUCAUUCUAUAGCCUGACUUCUCAUUCUGUCUUACUGAUGCUAGCUAGAGCAGUGCUUGUGAAUUCAAGGCAUAAGCUAGAAGCUAUACAGACAUUGCCUUGGUGGACUCUACGAUGUGUGAAUAUCCAUCAGCAGUUAUUAGAAGAAAGAUCACCUGAACUCUUUGGUGUUGCCCAGGCGUGUAUACAGCAAGUAUUUGAAAUUGAGACUUUAUUCACUGAUGAAGAAUGCUGGCAUCUUGCUGUUCAGUUCCAUCUAGAGUGUGCUUACACAUUUUUGAAUUACUAUGACUAUAAAAAAGCCAAAGAACACUUUCUGAUGGCUAAAGGCAUAACCAAGUUACAGAUUAAUUUGACAGGUGCUCUGGGAAAAAGGACAAAAUUUCAGGAAAAAUAUGUAGCACAGCUCGUAUUAGAUGUUCAAAGGGAAGAUGACAUUGCCCUUCAUCACCUUGAGCUUAGCCCAGCACCUACCCCAUUAGAAGAUUUAACAAAGAAUUUUGCUUUAAAUGAUGACACAGUGCUAAAUGAAAUAAAAUUUUCAGAAUCUCAUCAAAAUCAGAUGCCUGACCUGUGUGCAGAAGAGCUUGCUGUUAUCCUUGGAAUUUGCAUAGACUUUCAAAAGAACAAUCCAGUCCAUAAGCUGACAGAAGAGGAGCUGCUUGCUUUUACAUCAUAUUUGCUCUCACAACCAAAGUUCUGGGCAGUUCAAACUUCUGCGCUGCUUCUAAGGGCAAAACUUGAGAGAGGAAGCAUUCGUCGAGUGGAACGGGCAAUGAAACAGACUCAGGCUCUAGCAGACCAAUUUGAAGACAAGAAAACAUCAGUUUGUGAACGUAUGAAAUUGUUUUACAGUUGCCAAGUUCCUCCGCAUUGGGCUAUACAGCGGCAGCUUGCAACCUUACUUUUUGACCUCGGAUGUACCAGUUCAGCUCUGAAGAUUUUUGAGAAGCUUGAAAUGUGGGAGGAUGUUGUUGUAUGCUAUGAAAGAGCAGGACAGCAUGGGAAGGCAGAAGAAAUCAUAAGGCAGGAGGUAGAGAAGAAGGAAACACCAGGUUUAUAUUGUUUGCUUGGGGAUGUUCUUAAAGACCAUUUUUACUAUGAAAAAGCCUGGGAAUUGUCAAACCACCGCAGUGCCCGGGCUCAGCGCUCUAAGGGUCUUCUCCACCUUCGCAACAAGAACUUCAGGGAAUGUAUAGAGUGCUUUGAGCAAUCAGUGCAGAUCAACCCCAUGCAGUUAGGUGUGUGGUUUUCCUUGGGCUGUGCCUACUUAGCUUUGGAAGAUUAUGAAGGUGCUGCCAGAGCAUUUCAGCGCUGUGUGAUGUUGGAACCUGAUAAUGCUGAGGCUUGGAACAAUUUAUCAACUGCAUAUAUCAGAUUAAAACAGAAAAUCAAAGCAUUCCGGACCCUUCAGGAAGCUCUCAAGUGUAAUUAUGAGCAUUGGCAGAUUUGGGAAAAUUACAUUCUCACCAGUACAGAUGUUGGAGAUUUUUCAGAAGCUAUUAAAGCUUAUCACAGGCUUAUGGAUUUACGAGAAAAAUAUAAAGAUGUUCAGGUGCUAAAGAUACUGGUAAAGGUAGUGAUGGAUGGAGUGGCUGAUCGCAAUGGAGAAACAGCAACAGUGUUAAAGGCAAAACUGCAAGCACUCUUUGGCAGAGUGACUUCUAGAGUGACAAAUGAUGGAGAAAUCUGGAGACUAUAUGCAAGACUUUAUGAGAAUGGGCAGAGUGAUAACCAUGAAGAUACAGAAAAGGCGCUGCAGUAUCUCACCAAAGCACACAAAUGUGAAAUCCAAUCAAGGGACUGGGACAAAGACAUUUUCUCUUUUAAGGAGGUAGCAAAAGGUGCUCUAGAGCUUGCACAUGUGGCAAUGAGGUGCAGCAAAACCAAGACUAAUCACCAGGAAGCAUUGCAAAUACUCUCUUCAGCUCGACUCAACCUACGUGGCUUGGCAGCCAAAGCAAAGCAACUUUUUACAGAUGCAGUGAGUGGUGAAGUUUCCAGUGACCUAGCUGAAGAAGUGGCAGCUAUGGAUAACUUAAUAUUGGAAUUGCAAGAACGUAGCAACCAGCUAAAGAAUCAGACCUGAGAAAUAUAAGAUCCAGUUUCCUGGAAGGAAGGAAGGAAGGAAGGAAGGAAGGAAGGAAGGAAGGAAGGAAGGAAGGAAGGAAGGAAGGAAGGAAGCGAAGUUGGCAAACUUUGUUGGCUGCAGUUUGUGCUAAUGACCCUCCAGUAAAUCUAACACCUCAAGCCACUUUCUCAUAAAUAUUUUUGUUUUCGUUCUCAAUUUGGGUGUUUGUGUGAUUUCUGUUGGCCUCAGUUUUAUAGAACAAAACUGACUGGUUUUUAUUUAGAAGGCCCUUUUAUUUAGGAUUAGUUCUGCUCAAGUGCACCACAUAAUUAGCUCCUGUCUAUUGCUGUGCACUUUGCAGAUAGGAGAGAUUAAGUAGUCCUGUUGAUAUUAGAAAGGAAGGGGCACUAUUUUGCUUUUGUUUUUAUUGAGAUGGAGGGAAUGUCAGGAAGAUGGAGAAAAUCAAACAAAAAUUGAAAUGGCACUCUUCUGUGACAUUUAAAACAAACAAUUGUGCAGGAGGUGCCAGUGGAAUUAUCCUAUAGUUUUGUGGUUUUCAGAGCUAAGCAUUUACAGAAAACGGGCAACACAUUCCCAACAGUGGCAGCACAAACUGUAACUUGCAUCCUAAUCCUUAUGAUUUCCUUUGCUUUUUGGGAAGCCAUGUUCCGUUUUUCUGACUUUUCAGUAGCCUUUGAGGCUUAAGUGUAGCAGGAUAUUCUCUCUCUCAAUAAGUUUCCCUAUAAACACUGACCAUAACAACACCAGUAGCAGCUGCAAGACUUGAGCUGGAUCUCAACUUUGCAUCCCCAUUAACCUAAAAAUGGGUGAUAACAAGACCCACCCUUUCUAAACCAGACCAAGGCUAUUGAGUCGUGUCUUCAGCAAUGGCAAUUGAAUGCCCAGAUAAGCUUUUACUAGCUAGGCAAGGUGGAGGAUAGCCAUCCCUCUCGUUCAUCUCCAGCAUUUAAUAAUGUGACAUACAAUGCCUUUGAAUGUGGAGAUUUCAUUCUUACUGUCAUCCAUUAGUCUGUUUUCUAUGAAUUUAUCAUAUCCUUUCUGAAAGCUUCUACAAUUGCCAUUGCUGCAACUUGUAGUCAGUACUGUCGCUUGAUUUGUCUUUUGUAUAAAGAACUUCCUUCUGUUGGUUAUGAUGUACCCUUUGCUUGGAGGAUUUCAAGUUCUUCAGGGUUCUCCUUUCCUCCUCCUUUCUGUACUGUUUUUUUCCCAUGAACCAAAGCCUCCAACUCUUACCUGAGGCAAAAUCCUUAGCCAUGUCUUUGCCUAUUUGAUGAUUGAUUUUUUUAUUUACGGUCAUAGACCAAACAACGUAUACAAAUACACAAAUGCACAACAAUACUUAAAAGGAACAUUAAACAUAAUCACUCUUGCGAGAUACCCUCUUACUGCAUAUUAAAACAAUAAAAUUAAAAUAUUAAAAUUAAAAAGAGAA